Molecule: messenger RNA, 1784 nt
Organism: Triticum dicoccoides
Lineage: Eukaryota; Viridiplantae; Streptophyta; Magnoliopsida; Poales; Poaceae
Product: hydroxycinnamoyltransferase 4-like
Exons: 1
Coding region: 224-1513 (429 amino acids)
Molecular function (GO): acyltransferase activity, transferring groups other than amino-acyl groups
Source: RefSeq, a predicted model, not a curated record
CACCGGCCGUCUUUACCAGUCAUCGAUUUUACACGGCCGCGUGGCUCCAGUGUACAGCGCAAAUGCCACCAACCGCGCGCGCCAUGGAGAUGGCCUCCAUCUCCAUGGCGCCUUCCCGCUUCUAUUUAAACCCGGCGGAGCGCUCUUAGAAAUCACAACGCCGACUGCCAACUGCCAACUGCCAACUUUCAACGUCACUUCACACUAGCUAGCUCGGUUGGCAAUGGCGAUGGUGGAGGUGCUCUCGUCGGAGCUGGUCGUCCCGGCCGAGCCGACGCCGGGGGGCAGCAUCUGGCUCUCCAACCUCGACCUCGCCGGGAGGAGAGGCUACACCCCCACCGUCUACUUCUUCCGCCCCAACGGCGACCCGGGCUUCUUCGCCGCCGACGCCAUGAAGGACAGCCUCGCCAGAGCGCUCGUCGCUUUCUACCCGCUCGCCGGCCGCCUGGGCCUCGACGCCACCGGCCGCGUCCAGGUGGACUGCACCGCCGAGGGCGUGGUAUUCGUCACCGCCCGCUCCGAGCACUACGCGCUCGAGGAGCUGAUGAACGAGUUCGUGCCCUGCGGCGAGAUGCGGGACCUGCUCGUCCCGCCCACGCCGGCGCCCAACCCGCCCUGCGCGCUGCUCUUCGUGCAGAUCACGCGCCUCCGCUGCGGCGGCCUGGUGCUCGGCCAGGCCAUGCACCACUCGAUCGUCGACGCGCGCGGCGCCGCGCACUUCUUCGAGACCUGGGCGAGCAUCUCCCGCGGCGCAGGCGCGCCCACCGUGCCGCCGUGCUUCGACCACACGCUGCUCGCCGCGCGCCCGCCGCAGUCGCGCGCGGUGCUGUACGACCACCCGGAGUACAAGCCGGAGCCGGAGCCGGUGGACCCCGUGUCGGCCUCCACGUACGCGAGCGCCAUCGUCACGAUGAGCAAGGGCCAGGUGGGCGCGCUCAAGGCGCGGUGCCUCGGCGCAUCCACGUUCCGCGCCGUGGUGGCCCUGGUGUGGCAGUGCGUGUGCCGCGCCCGCGCGCUCCCUCCGUCGGCCGAGACGCGGCUCUACUCCAUGGUGGACAUGCGCGCGCGCCUGGACCCGCAGCUCCCGGCGGGGUACUUCGGCAACGCGGUGAUCCGCACGUCGGUGUCGGCCACCGUGGAGGAGGUGGUGUCGAGCCCGCUGGUCCACGCCGCGAGGCUGGCGCGCGCGGCGACGAGCCAGGGCGGCGACCACGCGAGGUCGCUGGUGGACUACCUGGAAGGGGUGGACACGAUGAACCUGCCCCGCAGCGGCAUCUCGCGCGCGCACCUCCGCGCCAUCAGCUGGAUGGGCAUGUCGCUCUCCGACGCCGACUUCGGGUGGGGCGCGCCGGCGUUCAUGGGGCCGGCCCUCAUGUACUACAGCGGCUUCGUGUACGUGAUGAACGCGCCCGGCAAGGACGGCGCCCUCGCGCUCGUGCUGUCGCUGGAGCCCGAGAGCAUGCCGGCGUUCAGGGAGGGGUUCGCCGACGAGCUGGCCCGCCUCGAGCUGUGAUGAAUAUAUAGUAGACGCACACGUAUCACGCAACGUUACCAUGCGAGGGACAUGCAUGGAUAUAUUCUGCAUCUCCAUGCAGGCAUGUACGUUCGCGUCGUAAUUAUUUUAUUAUUACCACCGUGUGGUAGUAUGUUAACAUGUGCGCGUCCAUGAGUGAAGUGUUGGCUGGUAAGUAAGCCAUGCAUGUAUAGCCGCAUGCCGCUAUCUUUUACUGGCUAGUGUAAUAAGACUCGAGAAGUAUAUAUUGGACUUGGGCAUGUCAUGUGUA